Molecule: messenger RNA, 1422 nt
Organism: Homalodisca vitripennis (glassy-winged sharpshooter)
Lineage: Eukaryota; Metazoa; Arthropoda; Insecta; Hemiptera; Cicadellidae
Exons: 4
Coding region: 475-1194 (239 amino acids)
Molecular function (GO): N-acetyltransferase activity
Source: RefSeq, a predicted model, not a curated record
CUUUGGAAGCAUAAUAUUAUUAAUGACUAUUGCACAACAAUCUAUUUCAUGUAUUCGUUUGAGGAGUGUAUUAUUACGUAACAGUGACAUGAGUUCUUUUUAAAUUCGAACAUUUGAGAGUGAUCUGAGCGACUCAUAUUAUUAUUGUGUGUAAAUAAUAAUUUCUAAAUAGUAUAUUUUGUAGAAUAACGUUAAGUUAAACAUUACAUUCACGUAUUAUACGACAUGCAUGCGACGUAACACGAGUGAGGGACUGGCAGUGUAGGCUACUAACCUUGAUAGUGAACUAUUUAUUCACAGUAAGAUUGUCGGAUACAGCUGUGAAGGCGUGACCACAGCUCAGAGCAGACAGCGAGGGUUAUCUGUGUUUAAGGGUCAUGUUUGUGUUACUCUAACUUGCCUGUCUGUCCAAUUGUUCACUAAGCGGCAGGUCUUGAGUGUGCAUUUGAGUGAUUACUCGGUUUGUAAACUUAUAUGAGUAUUAUUAAGAGCAUGGAUAUCACAGUAGCUAAAGUAACGUGCGCAGAGGAGAUGAUCCAGAUGGAAGAUUUCAUCAACGAGCACUUCUUGGCGGAUAUGCCGCUGGUACAAGCGUUUGGGCUUGAGGAUUGUCCACCACCUCGGCCCUCUGUACCGAUGUCCGGCCAUGAGGACUUCUAUAUCAAGGCUACAGACAACCAGGGACGUGUUAUAGGAGUCGCUGUCAACAGAAUCAGCCCCCACAUGCACACCGAGUCAGACACUCCUCCUGAGGUCAAAAAGGCGAAGGCUUUAAUACUUCAAAAUCAUCAUCAACGUGUUAUACGCCAAAUCGGAAUGAAGGCAUCCAGAACUUUUGAGUUGGUAGAGUUCAUGGAAUUUGCUGAGGAAGAAGCAGAACUAACCAGACUACCAGAGCGGACAAUAGAGCUGAGGAUCCUGUCGGUGAGCAAGGAGUGGAGACGGCAAGGAGUGGCGAGGAAGUUGACAGAGGAGAGUAUGAGGGUGGCGAGGGACGCAGGUUUCGAGGCUAUGAGAAUAUGUUGUACAAGCGAGUACACGGCGAGACUAGUUAGGAGGUUGGGGUGGCGGGAACAUUACAGGUUAGCGUACAAAGACUACCCGAAACUCUCUGGGAGGGAUAUUCAAUUGACACCCACGCCUGGACAUGAACACCUUUACUAUUACGUAAUAGAACUACAGACAUUAGUGUAAGUAACUUUUGAUUAUAUAGCAAAUAUAAUCAUUUCAAGCAUUUUGAGAAAAGAAAAAAACAAGUAAUAAAUGAAUUGAAAGGUCCCUUAUUGUAAAGAUUAUAUUCAUGUAAUCUUUAUGUUAUAAAUCAAUUUUUAUGCAAUUUUUGUUGUUUACUAAUGUACAAUUUACUUUUUUUUUAAAUGUACCAUGUCAUGAAUCAACUAUAUUUGAAAUACAUAUUUCUCG